AUGAGCAGACGGGUGAGAUGCGCCUGGCGAAGCGUGCUGCUGCUGUGGCUGCUGGGCUUCGGUCAGGACACUCCCGACUCCUUUCAGCUGCCCAGCACUAGAGCUGCGCAACUGCCACCCAGACACAGGAGCGAGCCGGCGCGUCCCAAGUCAGCUCGCUCGGCAGCCGCUCCCUCGGGCUUUGUGACCUUGGACAAGGAUCACCUGCUGCUGCCGGACGAGGAGAUCUUCCGAGGCGUGUGGUCUGAGGCCCUGGUCGCCAAGUCCCUGCAGCGCGCGGGGGCUUCGCAGCUCACCUGGUCCAACCACCGCUUGAGCUUCGCCAUGGAGAUGAACAUCCCCUGGCAACAGGUUGACACUGUGGAGCGCUGGCGGAAAGGCGAGGGAAGAGGAGCUGGCGGUAAGGACUUCAUGGUGAACAGCACCGUGCUGACGGCGCGAAAGAAGAACUCUUGGCACCUCGGAUGGCAGAACCCGUAG
Messenger RNA from Effrenium voratum, 480 nucleotides. Lineage: Eukaryota; Dinophyceae; Suessiales; Symbiodiniaceae. The record is from the annotation of a GenBank genome assembly.